Molecule: messenger RNA, 2028 nt
Organism: Orycteropus afer afer
Lineage: Eukaryota; Metazoa; Chordata; Mammalia; Tubulidentata; Orycteropodidae
Source: RefSeq, a predicted model, not a curated record
AUCAGUGAAGUAAGAAAAUUUGAAGCACCUUCUCUAAAGAAAGCCUCAGUAACUUGACAGACUCAGCUGUGGGUUUUUUACCCAAAUUAAUCACUGGAUUCUGCAGCGUGAUACUUGAAUCUGGUUGGAAUUUUUCUCAUGUGGAUCUAAGGGGAAUGCUUUAUUAUGGCUGCUGUUGUCCAACAGAACGACCUAGUAUUUGAAUUUGCUAGUAACGUCAUGGAGGAUGAACAACAGCUUGGUGAUCCAGCUAUUUUUCCUGCUGUAAUUGUGGAACAUGUUCCUGGUGCCGAUAUUCUCAAUAGUUACGCUGGUCUAGCCUGUGUGGAAGAGCCUAAUGACAUGAUUACUGAGAGCUCACUGGAUGUUGCUGAAGAAGAAAUCAUAGAUGAUGAUGAUGAUGACAUCACUCUUACAGUUGAAGCUUCCUGCCAAAAUGGAGAUGAAACUAUUGAAACUAUUGAGGCUGCUGAAGCACUCCUCAAUAUGGAUUCUCCUGGCCCUAUGCUGGAUGAAAAACGAUUAAAUGGAAUUCCUGAAGUGAUGGAAACUCAGCAAGUUCAAGAGACAUUUGCAGACUCACCAGGAACCUCAUCACCAGAACAACCUAAGAGAAAGAAAGGGAGAAAAACGAAACCACCACGACCAGAUUCCCCAGCCACUACACCAAACAUAUCUGUAAAGAAGAAAAACAAAGAUGGGAAAGGGAACACGAUUUAUCUUUGGGAGUUUUUACUGGCAUUGCUUCAGGACAAAGCUACCUGUCCUAAAUACAUCAAAUGGACCCAGAGAGAAAAAGGCAUUUUUAAAUUGGUAGAUUCUAAAGCAGUAUCUAGGUUGUGGGGGAAGCACAAAAAUAAACCUGAUAUGAAUUAUGAGACCAUGGGAAGAGCUCUCAGGUACUAUUACCAAAGGGGUAUUCUGGCAAAAGUGGAAGGUCAGCGCUUGGUGUACCAGUUUAAGGAAAUGCCCAAAGAUCUUAUUUAUAUAGAUGAUGAGGAUCCAAGUUCCAGCAUUGAGUCUUCAGAUUUAUCACUAUCUACAACAACCACUUCAAGCAAGAACCAGGCAAGCCGAUCUAGGGUAUCUUCAGGUCCAGGGUUAAAAGGAGGAGCCACUACAGUUCUCAAACCAGGGAAUUCUAAAGCGGCAAAACCCAAAGAUCCUGUGGAAGUUGCACAGCCAUCAGAAGGUUUGAGGACAGUACAGCCCACACAGUCGCCAUAUCCCACCCAGCUCUUCCGGACUGUUCAUGUAGUGCAGCCAGUACAGACUGUCCCAGAAGGAGAAGCAACCGUAACCAAUAGCAUGCAAGAGGAAACGUUAAAUUCUUCUGUUCAGAGUAUUAGGACUAUACAGGCUCCAGGCCAAGUUCCAGUGGUGGUUUCUCCAGGGAACCAGCAGUUGCAUACAGUAACACUCCAGACAGUGCCACUUACAACAGUUAUAGCCAGCACAGAUCCAUCAUCGGGUACUGGAUCACAGAAAUUUAUUUUACAAGCCAUUCAAUCCUCACAGCCCAUGACAGUACUGAAAGAAAAUGUCAUGCUGCAGUCACAGAAGCCGGGCUCUCCUCCUUCCAUUGUCUUUAGCCCUGCCCAUGUACAGCAGGUUCUUCCUAGCAAUGUUCAGUCCAUUUGCAAUGGAACCGGCUGUAUGGCUUCUUCUGCAUCCUUCAACGCUUCUCCACCCGUGGUGACCUUUUCUCCUCGAAGUUCACAAUUGGUUGCUCACCCACCUGGCACUGUCAUUACUUCAGUUUUCAAAGCUCAAGAAACGAAAAGUCUCAUACAGGAGGUAGUGAAAAAGGAGGUCAAGGAUAAUUUGAAUGAAGACACUGAGAAAAGUGAGCAACAGCCACAGCCUUAUGUGAUGGUGGUGUCCAGUUCUGGUGGACUGGCCUCUCAGGUAGCUAUGAAACAAAACGAACUGCUGGAACCCAACUCUUUUUAAUUAAUAUACCAAAGGAAUUAUGGAUGAUUAUUUUUUAAUUGAACAUUGCCAGUUGUUCGCAAACUAUCUAAUUCU